Messenger RNA from Lonchura striata (white-rumped munia), 1190 nucleotides. Lineage: Eukaryota; Metazoa; Chordata; Aves; Passeriformes; Estrildidae. The record is from RefSeq and is a predicted model, not a curated record.
ACAAUCUAAGCUGAGAUUAAUUAUGAAAUAAAGUUACACUUCUCCCUUCCUCAGCAGUUUCAAUCCAAUCGUGCAGUUUCUCUUCCUUUUCCCAAAGCAAACCCUGCACUGUCUCAUUCACCCCACUCACCUCAGUGUGAUUUUUAGGAACAGCAAUGAGUUUAUUCUGCAUGAUGUGUUAAAGAGUUUUCUCCCUUUACAGAUAAAACCAUGUUCAGAGCUCUCAUUCCCUGUGAAGAUCUACUUCUGUGUCACUAUUUUGUCCCUGCUGAGUGUCAUAGGGCUGACCAUCGAGACGCUGGUGCGCCAGACUGAGGAGGAUUUCACCAUUUCCUUUAUUCAGUUGGUUGGAGUUGUGUUCUGUGUGUACUACGUGAGCAGGGGCAUCCUGCAGGAGAACCGCCAGGAGCUCUCCGUGUUCGUGCUCUCCGUCCUGCUGGUGAUGCUGCGCUCCAUCAUCAACUUCAGCGUGCUCCCUGCUGAGCAGAAGCCAAAACUGCUGGCCCGGUUUGUGCUGAUCCUGCUGGUGGGCUCCUUCGAUGUCAUCUGCGCCCUCGUCCUCAUCCAGAGCCAGUCCAUGAUGGCAUUCCGGGUGGGGGGAGCCCUGGAGAGCCUCCAGUCCCAGUACUUCAUGCUCAACCUCUGCUUUUCCAUGCUCACUUUUGAUCUGCAGGCACAGCUGUGCCUGUGCAUCCUCCUGAUCAGCCUGCACGAGGUGACGCUGCUGCACAACAUCAUCUCAGCCACGGGCGUCGUCUGGGGCUGCCUGAAGGUCACCGUGGGCAUCAUUGCAAUUUUAAAAGAGCUGAAACCUCUCGUGUGGGUUUUCCUGAUUCAGAAUGUGCCUGAGGUGGUUUAUCUCAUCUACCUGCUCUACACGGUGAUAAGGGAGUGGGGCAAAGGCAGUUCUUACACCCUGGAAGCUGCUUUCAUCACUGGCUCCUGCAUUUCUGUCACAAUAAAAUCUGUUCUGUUCUGGGCUCUGGUUCACGUCUACCGUAGCUUCGGGCAGGGGCUGAGGGAGAGAAUGUUUUCUUCCUAUGGAAGGAUCGACUCCUGAGCCCUCCCAUGCAGCUCUCCCAGAGUGAAGCCACCCCAGGAGCUCCUGACCAAGGACCUGGAUUCAGGGAGGCAGUGAAGGGUCGCUUUCCCAGGAUGGAGGAGGUUCAGGAAGCUGUCACACAUUUCUU